GAGAUGAAGGUGCUACCAGCCUCUGGCCUUGCUGUCCUUGUUGCAGCUCUAAAGUUUGCCACUGCAGCCCCUACACUAUUUGCAGCCGCCCCUAGGACCUCCAGGAGCAGCUACCACAUCGCACAGGAAUAUCUUGACAAGUAUUACUCACAGAAAGGAGGCCUCCAGGCUGGUGAGAUGGUGGCAAGAGAAGAUAACCCCAUGAUCAGGAAGAUUAAGGAGCUACAAUCUUUCUUUGGCCUCCAAGUCACUGGGAAGUUGGACCAGAACACGAUGAACGUGAUCAAGAGGCCUCGCUGUGGAGUUCCCGAUGUGGCCAACUACCGCCUCUUCCCAGGUGAACCCAAAUGGAAAAAAAAUAUUUUGACAUACAGAGUCUCUAAGUAUACGCCUUCCAUGAGUCCUGCUGAGGUGGACAAGGCUGUAGAGAUGGCCCUGCGUGCCUGGAGUACCGCUGUCCCUCUGAACUUCGUUAGGAUAAACUCUGGGGAAGCAGAUAUCAUGAUAUCUUUUGAAACCGGAGAUCACGGGGAUUCCUACCCGUUUGAUGGGCCUCGAGGGACUCUGGCCCAUGCAUUUGCACCUGGAGAAGGCCUGGGAGGAGACACACACUUCGACAACGCUGAGAAGUGGACUAUGGGGAUGAAUGGGUUCAACUUAUUCACCGUCGCUGCUCAUGAAUUUGGCCAUGCUCUGGGCCUGGGCCACUCCACAGAUCCAUCAGCACUUAUGUACCCAACUUACAAGUACCAGAACCCCUACAGGUUUCAUCUCCCCAAAGAUGAUGUGAAAGGAAUUCAAGCAUUAUACGGACCCAGGAAGACGUUCCCAGGAAAGCCGACCGUGCCCCAUAUCCCACCUCACAAGCCGUCCUUCCCCGACCUCUGCGACACCAGCUCAUCCUUUGAUGCGGUGACCAUGCUGGGAAAGGAGCUUCUGCUCUUCAAGGGCAGGAUUUUCUGGAGAAGGCAGGUGCACUUGGCAGCAGGGAUUCGACCCAACACCAUCACCAGCUCCUUCCCACAGCUCAUGUCCAAUGUGGAUGCGGCUUAUGAAGUGGCCGAGCGGGGCAUUGCUUUCUUCUUCAAAGGUCCCCACUACUGGAUCACACGAGGAUUCCAGAUGCAAGGCCCUCCCCGGAUAAUUUACGACUUCGGGUUCCCAAGGCAUGUGCAGCGAAUAGACGCUGCGGUCUACCUCAGGAAGCCUCAAAAGACCCUUUUCUUUGUGGGAGACGAAUACUACAGCUAUGAUGAAAGAAAAAAGAAAAUGGAAAAAGACUAUCCAAAAAAUACCGAAGAGGAAUUUUCAGGAGUGAGUGGCCAUGUGGAUGCUGCUGUGGAGUUAAAUGGCUACAUUUACUUCUUUUCAGGACCCAAAACCUUCAAGUAUGACACAGAGAAGGAAGACGUGGUUAGUGUGGUAAAAUCCAGCUCCUGGGUUGGUUGCUAAGCUCACAGGGUCAGCAUCUCCACAGAGAUGAAGACCAUGUGAGCAGCUGAUGACUGGACAUUAUGAACUAAGCAGAGCCCAGGACACUCUCACCCGGCCUUCAACCCUAAGGGUGAUUUAAAGUUCACUGAAAAUAAUAAUAACUCCAUUGAUUUUUCUAAUUAUCCAUUCAUAGUUUUAAUCCAAAUAAGAAAUUAAGCCACCUUUACUCAGAAUCAUAUAAUGCCCUUUGGUUAAACAUUCUUUCUUUUAACCUACUAUACUAAAGCAAAUUGAUCAGUUUGGUUUCUAUUUAUAGAAAAAAGACUGUAUACGUGCACAUGCACUCACAGUUCUUUCAUUAAGAAAGGUCAUUCAUUACCUUACAAAUUACAAUUAUCCUUUAAAAACAACGGCCGUCAUUUACCAUGAUGAGUAUACAUGUCCCGACUUAUGUUUUGGAUGUAUCAUGAAUGAAAUGCAACACCAGGUCUGUUUCUAGGUUUGGGUUGUUCUCUGUGUCCCUCACUGGUCUCUGAAGUGUGUUGGUAGACAAACAUUCAAAUUAACUUUCGUGCUCACCAGCAGCUGGACACUGCAACAGGGAACCUUCAACAAAACCCAAUAAAAAAUGUUGUGUUAGAACACUUCCUCAUUUCUCUUUCCUGUUAAUAUUUACUAGCCCUUAUCAUGCUUUAUUUGGCAACAAAUUCUUUGUACCUGUAGAAACUUAAACAAUAGUAUCGUAGGUACACAGAGGCAGGAAAGCUAGCGCAGUCUGAUCUAUUUCCUUCUUCCUGGUGGCAGCCCCAGAAAGACAUCUUUGCUCCACCUCGGUUUCCUCUGAGCAGUUUUCUAUUAGGGAAGUUUUUGUUGUUUUAGAGGUUUUUUGUUUGUUUGUUUGUUGUUUUUUAUUCAAACUAAACUUUUCUUCCCAGCUCUAUCCAGUUAACAGCACAGAUAUAAUUAUGGCUAUCAGUCUUAGUUUUUAAAACUCUAGCCUAGAGAAUUCUAGAGCCAGUCUAGAGAAACCCUACAACAUUUUAGGAGUUAUGAAAUUGAUAAUAUUUUACUUCAUAGGCUGCUUAGAAGAGCUACAGUUAUAACAUCUACAAGCUGUCAUUGUUAGUGUCGCUUAUUAAAUUUGCUUCAUGGGCCGGGCGGUGGUGGCGCACGCCUUUAAUCCCAGCACUUGGGAGGCAGAGGCAGGCGGAUCUCUGUGAGUUCGAGGCCAGGCUGGACCGACAGCCUCCAAAAUAAUACAGAGAAACCCUGUCUUGUAAAACCAAAAAAAAAAAUUUGCUUCAUGGAUUCAUUAGAAGACAAUACAGUCACUACAAGCAUUCCCCUGGGGUUCAAUUACUGAAAGUAAUAGUGCAUACCCAACCAGAUGCUGACUGUUGAAGACCACAUCUGGUGUCUUUGCUAAGGCUAGGUGCUCCUAUUAAGAAGCAGAGCCGUUUCUUCUUUAUGGCAGGUGGGAAACAUCUUCUCUCAAUAAACAAAAACAAAUAAACAAACCCAGAGGCUAGAGGGCUCAGAGACUGGGAAUGCUUGCUGUCCUUGUAGAAGACCCGAGUUCAACCUGUAGCACCCAUGUGGACAACUUUCAAGCAUAUGUUAGUUUCCGGGAGCUGAUCCUCUCUGUGGCCCCCUUGUGCACCUGAACACACAUGUGCACACAGACACAAUACACAAAAAUAAAAAUAAGCAAAUUGUUUAAAAAACAAGAAAAAAAAUCAAAGUAGUGUGGCAAGCCCUCACAAUGUUAAACGGAAGCCGAGGAACUGCACUACUGUGUAUACGCCUAUGAGAAAUUAAAACACAAAAACUUGGACACGGGUGUUCGCAGCAGCAUUAUUCACAAUAGCCUCAAGUGGGAAUAUGUCCAUCACAUGAUGCAGGUGUGAAUAAAAUGUGGUAGACUCAGACAAUGGAAUGUUUAGAAAACCAUAAAAGAAAUGAGGUGCUGAGACAUGCUAUAAUAUAGAUGAAGUUUGGAAAAUUAUACUAAAUAAGAAGGCAGGCACAAACGAUCAUGUGUUGUAUGAUUCUAUUUAUAUGAAAUGUUGACAACAGAAAAACACAUAGAGACAGAAAUGCGAGUGCUUGUCAGGCAUCAGGGAGCCAAGGAGCAGGGGACAGGCAUAGAGUUUCUCAAUGGGUAAUUGGAGAUAUUCUAGAACUAGUGGUGGUGAUGCUUGUACAACUCUGUGAUGAUACAAAAGCUGCCCAACUGUACAAUCUAAAUGAGUGAAUUGUGUAUUUAUAAAUUCUGCCUUGAUAAAGUUGUUAUUAGAAACAUAAAUUAGUGAUGUGGCGAGCCAUGGAAUUCCUGCACAGAGCAAUGCAGCACUGUACUGAAGACAUCUGGUACUGAGCAACCAGAUGGUUCCCUUCUUUGAGUCCAGCACUUCCCAGGAGAGGGAAGACUAAAGGUGUUGCACUGUGCAGAGGGUUGUCAGGGAAGCCAUAAAGAGUGCACUCUGGGGACAGACUGGCUGCACUCAGAAGCCCAGGACUUGCUUUCAGCUAUGCGGCACUGCUCUCUGAUCUCUUCAUGACUUCCUCCUUUGCACGGCAGAUAAGAAUAGCUCUUGACCUCCUGGGGACAGUUAGAGACUUAAACUACGACUCAGAUUAUACAAAGUUCUGAGAGCAGUUCCUUGAAGUCUGAAGGGCUUACUAGUUGUUGUUCUUAAGAUGAUUAGCUAAUUUUGUUCUGAGAUAUUGUGGAGAAUUCAGCCCUCUCUUGAGCUCUCACAAGAUCUGGCGACCUGUAACAGCACAUGACCUGGUAACCAGGAUUUUUCCUUUCUAAAUUUCAGAUUCAAUCAAAAACUAGAAGAAUAUACUGACUGUGGUAGCUCCAUGGCCCCCCAAAGUCUCUCAAAUGGUUCCCAUUGGUUGUUGAGUCAGAGGCAUCCUGGCUCUCAGCUGUAACUUACGUACACUUUGGGAAGAUGGGGACUCUGGAGCACAACAGACAGCUUCUGUGUCAUUAGUAAUGACACUUGCCCUAUUAGACGCGAUAGUACUGAAGAAAUAACUUAUAACAUACACAGUGAGAUUUCCAUUUCUGAGGGCUUCUUACCCGCAUGUUUACCAAACAGGGAUAAAACAGGGUGACAAACAGUGUCUAUAUACUGAGUAUAUGUAUUUUUAUUUGUUGAAAUGAUACCAUUCUGCCAUCUACAUAUCAUCUAUAUUCCACUACAUAUUAUAAGCAACAGAUGACUAAACUAUAUGUGAGCAUGCGUCCAGCUUACCUUUUACAGGAGGAACCUGUGCAUUCCUAGACAUUGUUAUCCGUGGAGUCAGCAUCCAAUCUCUGAAAACCAAGAGACACCGCUCUCGCUUAGCUUCAGGGAAACUAAGUGGAAGACGGCCAUCCCGUCACAGCCAUCACAGCCCAGUCUCUGCUGACCUCCGCGGAGACUGUGGGCAGAGCCCUCUGCAAGCAUCAGAAAGCCCACUGGAAGAUGUGCAGAUCCUCCCAGGAGCGCCUCCCCAGCUGCUCCCUUUGAUGAUACAAAAGGUUCUGUGACUGGAGUCAGGCGGUCUUCCGCUUAACCCCAUCCAAAAUGGCAGCCCUGAGUUAGCCAGGGAAGCAUCGGGAGGCCACACAGGUUUCUAUGUCACAAAGCUAAACCAGCUUUUCAGGGUUUUAUUCAGAAUUCUGAACAUGUGUUUCUGAGUUCUCAGAAGGUCUCCAGGAUGUUUUUAUUUAGACACAUCCGCGUUUUGUCCUUAUUUCUGUUUUCGUCAUUUUCAAAAGUGGUACCGAAGGGUCUUUGUGAAUAUUUCCAAUUAAGCUAUCCACAGAAGUACCAUUUGAGUGUAUAGUACUGCCCAGUGGCUCCCAGUACAGGCACAAGAAGGGUCUAUGGGGAGAGGUCUGCAUUUCCCCCAACAGGCCUGGACAAACACAGCAUCCUGAAGCUGUUUCUCACCGGCCACGAGUGCCCAUUGUUAGUGUUGGUCCCCCCUCAAUGUGACUUCAUAAUGUGCUCAAACCACAAGGCAGCCUUCUGACCCCCAACCUCCAUAACACCAGCUCUGUUCUCACUACCUAGACUCUUGCAAUUGAGGUUAGAAAAUGACUUUUGAGAACAAAUUAGCCUGUUUUCAAGGGUGCAUAACUUCGCUGUAAUCUGUUCUCAAUCUCAGUCUUCUUCCUUCCUCUAAUCCAAUAUGACAUUUAACAUGUUUGAGAAUAAAACUAAACUUUUCUUGCACAACGUAGUUGUUCCAGCAAGAGUUGGAGGAGAGAUCAAGAGACAGAAGAACAGGAACCCAGAGAAAAUCACAGGAGAACACAGAACAUGGAAAUCCUUCUCCAGUGUUCACAGUAGGGAACCAUGGGGUGGUGUGAAAUAACAACUUGCUUAUUUUUGGAAUAUCUCAAGGCAAUAAUACAAUGAUAAGCAUUAGUAAUAUAAUGAUAACAUUAGCCUAAGGUCAAAUUAUGGACACAUUUCUAUGUGUACAUUCAGAGGCAGCCAGCACUUACGCCUCUGAGAGAAUAUUUAUCUGGGAGCAUACCUAAGAAUGGAAUUGUUGAGUCAUAAAUCUGUGCAUGGAUUGAGUUUUCAUAUGUGCCACCUAAUCAUUUUCAAGGUGACUGUAAUUAUACUAUUGUACAUUUCCACCCAUAA
Molecule: messenger RNA, 6089 nt
Organism: Mesocricetus auratus (golden hamster)
Lineage: Eukaryota; Metazoa; Chordata; Mammalia; Rodentia; Cricetidae
Gene: Mmp20
Product: matrix metallopeptidase 20
Exons: 10
Coding region: 4-1452 (482 amino acids)
Biological process (GO): extracellular matrix organization; proteolysis; collagen catabolic process
Cellular component (GO): extracellular matrix
Molecular function (GO): metalloendopeptidase activity; zinc ion binding
Source: RefSeq, a predicted model, not a curated record